Molecule: messenger RNA, 729 nt
Organism: Pipistrellus nathusii (Nathusius's pipistrelle)
Lineage: Eukaryota; Metazoa; Chordata; Mammalia; Chiroptera; Vespertilionidae
Source: the annotation of a GenBank genome assembly
AUGAAGGUGAAGAAGGGCGGCGGCGGGGCCGGGACGGGGGCGGAGCCCGCUCCUGGGGCCUCGGGCCUGAGCGUGGAACCAAAGCCGGAGCCGCCACCGCAGGCGGAAUCCGAAUCCGGGUCCGAGUCGGAAUCGGAGGCAGGCCCGGGGCCCAGGCCAGGGCCGCUGCAGAGGAGGCCACCGAUCGGGCCGGAGGACGUGCUGGGGCUUCAGCGGAUCACGGGCGACUACCUGUGCUCCCCGGAGGAGAAUAUAUAUAAGAUCGACUUCAUCAGGUUCAAGAUUCGGGACAUGGACACAGGCACUGUCCUCUUUGAAAUCAAGAAGCCCCCGGCUUCAGAGCGGUUGCCCAUCAACCGGCGGGACCUGGACCCCAAUGCUGGGCGCUUUGUCCGCUACCAGUUCACCCCUGCCUUCCUCCGCCUGAGGCAGGUGGGAGCCACGGUGGAGUUCACAGUGGGAGACAAGCCUGUCAACAACUUCCGCAUGAUCGAGAGGCACUACUUCCGAAACCAGCUGCUCAAAAGCUUUGACUUCCACUUUGGCUUCUGCAUCCCGAGCAGCAAGAACACCUGCGAGCACAUCUAUGACUUCCCCCCUCUCUCUGAGGAGCUGAUCAAUGAGAUGAUCCGUCACCCAUACGAGACACAGUCUGACAGCUUCUACUUUGUGGAUGACCGGCUGGUGAUGCACAACAAAGCAGACUAUUCCUAUAGUGGGACGCCGUGA